Glossina fuscipes is the source of this 1410-nucleotide messenger RNA. It is a transcript of the gene Gas8, whose product is annotated as dynein regulatory complex subunit 4. NCBI's taxonomy places the organism in Eukaryota, Metazoa, Arthropoda, Insecta, Diptera, Glossinidae. Gene Ontology annotation, molecular function: microtubule binding; small GTPase binding. The coding region runs from base 16 to 1410 and encodes 464 amino acids. Gene Ontology annotation, biological process: cell motility. The record is from RefSeq and is a predicted model, not a curated record. Gene Ontology annotation, cellular component: Golgi apparatus; microtubule; motile cilium. The transcript is spliced from 4 exons.
GUGGACACAUCCACCAUGACCCGGGACCAACUAGAGACCUUUGCCUUACGGCUGAAAGCCGAAAUGGAAAGGGAAAGGGAAGAACGCAACUAUUUUCAAAUGGAAAGAGAUAAAAUUCGUACAUUUUGGGAAAUAAGUCGUGGAAAAUUUCAGGAAGUUACAGCGGAAAUUAGAAAAAAGGAUCAUGAAAUCGAAAUGACUCAGGAAAUAGCUGAUUUGGAAGCCAAGCAGAUUAUGCAGCAAAUGAAACAUUUACAAUUUGAAAAUGCAGAUAAAAUUAGUCAAAUACGUGCAGAGGCAAUGACGCGUUUAAAAGUAGCUCAAGAAGAUCACGUAACACAGCAACUGGAAUUACUUAAAGAUAAAAGGGAACUGCGAAGGCUACUGCGUGAAACUGAGGAAGUACAUGAGAUGCAGAUGCAAGAACUUAAAAUGACAAAUGUAGAAGAAGUUCACUAUAAUGAGUGCCCAGUCGAUAAACGCAUAACAUUCGAGAGAGACGUCAAGGAUAUGGAACUUCUGCAUGAGGAGAAAAUGUUGGUAUUGAAAAAUGAGAUUGAAUUGGUCUAUCGCAUGCAGAUGUUUGAAGUCGAGGAACGCAAAAAUACUCAAAUACAAAAAUUAAUCGAUAAUCAUGAUUCGGCGUUUAAUGACAUGAAAAAUUAUUACAACGACAUUACUCUCAACAAUUUAAGUUUGAUUAGUUCACUUAAACAACAGAUGGAAGCAUUACGUAAGCAAACGGAGCGAAGUGAACGUUUAGCAGCCGAUAUGAUACAAGAGAAUCGCAAGCUUAAAGAACCUUUAGAGCAGGCUCAGCAAGAACUACAAUUGUUAAGACGUAAGCUCGAGUUUUAUGAUCGUGAUCGUGCUCAAUUAAUGCGCUUAAAAGUUCGCAACGCUUAUGUCGAAAAACAAUUGCAAGCUUUAACUUGGGAAACGGACGCUCUUUUAUUGCGCAACGACACCUUGGUCAAAGAACGAGAAGAGUUGAAAGAAAAAUUCGAAGAAGUUGUUAUAGAAUUACAGCAGAAGACCGGUCUAAAGAACGUCUUACUUGAACGUAAGAUUGCCAUAAUGGAGAAGGAGGGAGAGAAGCAAAAGCAAUUGCUUAAAGAAACAAUGGACCGCUGCGUGGAUACCAAGGAUCCAGCAAUUAGGAAAUUAGAUGCGAAAGCACGAGAGGCAAGUGUGGAAAAUGUGCUGGAGGAAAAGAAUCGUGUAAUACAUGAACUAAGUUAUGAAUUAGCGCGCAUUACUAAGGCACAUGAUGACCUAUUGGCAACCUAUGAAUCGAAAUUGGCACAGUUUGGUAUACCGAAAGAAGAGUUAGGCUUCGAGCCGCUACGUAAAACAGUCAAAUGGAAUUAUAUGUGCGGCCCGGCCGGUCUAGUGACCGAAAACCAAUAA